Messenger RNA from Phytophthora nicotianae INRA-310, 2643 nucleotides. RefSeq lists its product as hypothetical. The record is from RefSeq and is a predicted model, not a curated record. Bases 1 to 2619 code for a protein of 872 amino acids. The transcript has a single exon. Lineage: Eukaryota; Oomycota; Peronosporomycetes; Peronosporales; Peronosporaceae. Gene Ontology annotation, molecular function: protein binding.
AUGGUGGGUAUGUCCCUGUCUAGGCAGAAGCAGGCGUGGCUACAAGCUCGAGAAGAGCUUCGUCAGGCGCAGAUCGUGACUGUAAAACAGGGUUUGAGUCUUACUCCGAGUCUCUACUUCGGCACGCGGCGAUGCACGUACAGCACAGUCGUGUCCGUGGUUACAACAGCUUUACCACUGCCAAGAUAUGACCCGUUAGGCCAGCAAACCUGCGCUACUACCAUGCCUAAUGAUGCCUCUCGAUGGGCUGAAGAGCGUGCGAGAGAAACUCUGACUCGAAUAAAGCAGUUUGACGACAACCAGAACGGCGAAUCUGAAACUCGACCGCCAUACGCGCCAGCGAAGGCGAUCCUUACUAAGCAACAGCAAACGCUCGCUCUGGUUCGAGAGCAACGCGCAUUUAUGAUGGCACUGCACAGCUCUCGACGGGAACGAGCACGGCGAGAGUAUGAGGCGGCGCUGGUGAUUCAGCGAGUUAGACGAGGUUUCGUGCUGCGUCGGCAGUUCCGCGGAAUCAGGCAAAAGCUCCUAGUUCGCAAACGGAUCCGGGGCAGCCUGUUGCAAGUGACUAAAGGCACGGCUCUCGUACUUGGUGAGAAAGAUCGACGCCUAAAGAUGCAGACUAAGCACAACAACGCAGCAGGGAAGAUUCAGAGUGCAUUUCGAGUCUGGGGUGCUCGUCGUUUGCUAGCUAAACUACGGGCUCUCCAUCGUCACGAGCAACGUCAACGGUGUGCGUCGAUUAUUCAAAACGAAUGGAGAGCGAGUACUGCUCGUUGGGUGACGACCAAACUGCGAAUACAACAAGACCAGGCUCGACGGCAAGCUCUAGCUCGGCUGAUGACGAAGUUGUUCCUAGGAUUUCAAGCGAGAUGUCGAGUUCGAGCUAUGCGUUUGCACCGACAAACCAGCGCGGCGUUCAAGCUACAAUCGUUUAUACGGUGUCAAUUACUGGCAUCUAAAGCUCGGGCGCAAGCAAGAGAGAGAAUUAUGCAGGAGCGAGGACACAGUGGAGCGGCCGGCAUGCAAACUCUCGUCCGCGGGAUGCUGCAGCGCGCGUAUGUGGCCAAGAUGCGUCGUGCUGAAGAGUUGGCAGUUCGGAUAGCGUGCACGCUAUCAAUUCAGCGCGUUGCAAGGGGUUUUCUAGGAAGACAACGGGCUCGAAGACGAGGUUUGCAGCGAGCUCAUGAACGCGGUUGGAUCUGUGCGAUGAACGUCACUCGUAUCGCUCGGGGAUUCCUAGGAAGACUGGAGGCAUCUCGCGAGAGAGCUGUACAGGAAGCGGAUCUAUUGGUACAGGCACGUCGAGGCAACGUCGAUGCGGUCGUGGACUUGUUGGACGGCUUUGACCCGUCGGCUAUCGGACGUCAAGAAGGAGAUGUGGUAGACGACGAUGCCGCUGCUGUUAUGCCUGCGGACGUGACUAUAGCGAGUGUUCCAGGCGGUAACAGCGGGCUGCAUCUUGCUGCGAAGUUCGGACAUCUUGAAAUUGUGACUCUUAUCCUACCUCGGCUACUCAGCAAAGCACCAGAACUUGUGUACGCACGGAACGCUAAGGGCUUCACCGCGUUGGUUCUAGCUGUUAUCAACAGCCAUGAGCGAGUAGCCCUCUACAUACUUGCAAUGACGUCGCGACUGUUUGUAGAUCACGUGGUGCCUGGUCGAAGACGCACCUUGCUGCACGAAGCUGCACGCCUUGGCCUGGAGAACGUCGUGGCUAAACUGCUACAGCUCUUCCCUCAGACUUUCACGGGUGCUGAACGAGACGAAUGGACGCAACGUACAGCGAUCCACGAAGCUCUAUUGGUGGGCAUUGAGGUUGUACAGGACGGAGCGAUGUUCCCUUGGAGCCGUCAUCACGCACACGCCCACCGUCGUGCGUACAGCAGUCCAGAGGAAGAAGCGGACCACUCGAUGGCAGUACUAGAGACUCUACUAGCUAAAGCACCGCAUGCUCCACUGGAAGCGAAGGACUUUGUGGGCUUUACGCCUCUGCAUAUCGCAGCAGCACGAGGCAACCUCCGUGCCGUCACCCGGUUACUGGCGUUCGGUGCCGAUGUGUCGAUCAAAGACGUACAUGAUCGCACAGCGUGGCGCGUCGCAUUGCUGCGUUGCCACGACGCGUGCUUCCAGGAGAUCCGUCACAAAUGGCUACACGACGUAGUGAGCAACAGUGCAGGACAGAAAGGUGCGGCGUCCGAGUCGACGGGUGCUGCGAAUGCCUCGACAGCUCGAACCGUCGUGACGCCUGCGGGAUCUACCACAAUGGCGCUGCAUCCACAACUCGAGUGCGAACUCUUUGCUGCCUGCAGACGCGGCGACGUCGCCAAAAUGCGCUUUUUCGUGGACGAGUGUGAAGUCUCUGUUAACGCAGUGGAAGAAGCGGAGAGCGAUCCAAACGCCGAUGAUACAGCAGUGCUCUCUCUGUUCCGGCCACCAGGGCGAUCUCUGCUCAUGGUGGCGUGUGAACAUCGACAGCUACGUGCCGUACAGUUCCUACUCGCGAGAACCGACCUGAACGUCAACUACACGGCCGGGGACGGACAAUCAGCGCUCACUGUAGCACAAGCCAGGCUUGAAGCAGCUUCAAGUGCGUCUGAGACCUGUAUUUACUCUUAAUGAGAAAGGUUUUGCUCUCCAUCA